This is a messenger RNA of Penicillium malachiteum, 207 nucleotides long. Its product is annotated as DUF5310 domain-containing protein. The annotation marks the transcript as partial. NCBI's taxonomy places the organism in Eukaryota, Fungi, Ascomycota, Eurotiomycetes, Eurotiales, Aspergillaceae. The record is from RefSeq and is a predicted model, not a curated record. Gene Ontology annotation, biological process: outer mitochondrial membrane organization. The transcript is spliced from 2 exons.
UGCUCUAUAUCUUUAUUUAUAUCAAUUCUAACAUAUCUUCAGGCCAAUCUCCCUAACUUGCGGCGGCUCUUCGUCGAGGCCCGAACAGAGGUCGAAGAGAACGAAUACUCUCGGACAGCGUUCUACAAUCUGGUGCUUUUCAUCUCAUCCGUCGCUAUCUUCAGUUUGGCAGCUCAACGCAUGAGUGGGCCCAAGGCCGGCCGGUGA